Carassius auratus (goldfish) is the source of this 2029-nucleotide messenger RNA. Its product is annotated as CMRF35-like molecule 7. The transcript is spliced from 9 exons. Lineage: Eukaryota; Metazoa; Chordata; Actinopteri; Cypriniformes; Cyprinidae. Gene Ontology annotation, molecular function: transmembrane signaling receptor activity. The record is from RefSeq and is a predicted model, not a curated record. Gene Ontology annotation, cellular component: plasma membrane. Bases 217 to 1071 code for a protein of 284 amino acids.
AAGACUUGUCUACAUACAUUGUGCAUUAAAGGAAGCAGAUGCUUUGCAAGUAUCUUUAUGGGUGUUUUGCUGUAAAUAUUUAGAAAAGCAUUUUUAACUUUGAGUUCCUCAAUGUGACAAAGGCUUUGCACACCAGUAAUAGCCAUCAAGACUCAACAGAAGUAGUGACUAGAACUAGGAAGCACUGAUGCAAAGUGGUCUACAGUGGAAUAUAUCAUGGUUUACACAUUAACAAUGAAGAUCUUCUAUAAUUUUGUGAUCUGGAUUUGUCUGUCUGGAAUAGGGAUUUUGGCUACAGGUGAAACUGAGAUACAUGGACACAGUGGAGAAACUGUCACAAUCACAUGUUCCCACAGCAGGGCUUCAACUAAUAUAAAGUAUUUCUGCAGAGAUCCAUGUAAAGACAGUACAGAUAUUUUAGUGAAAUCUGACCAGUCACCUGCAGGAAGAUACAGACUGAAGGAUUCAGGAAACACCUUCACUGUGAACAUCACUGAUCUACAGGAGUCAGACUCUGGGAUUUACUGGUGUGGAGUGGAGAGAUUUGGUUUAGACACAUAUACAGAAGUCAAACUGACAGUAUCUAAAGACUCAGACACAAACAGAACCACAACUCCUAAACCAGAAGGAAGUUCUCAAUCUUUCACAACAAGAAGUUCAUUCUCCACAUCUUCAUCAUCUGGUGACAUCACAGCCUCGUCUUCAUCAACAGGAUUUAAAGUUCCUGUUCUUUCACUCAGACCAACAUUUGAUGAGAAUGGUGCACAAACUUCACUCUCCUCAGGUCCUCUGAUGUUCGCAGCGGUCGGACUGACUGUUAUCUUCAUUAUAUUUGGGGCGGUUCUCUGUAUAUGGAAUAAUCAAAAGAAAAAUUCACACAGUUCCAAGGUUGAUGCUGAAAUCCAAGGCACCACACAUACCUCUGAGACCACUGGUGAGUAUGAGGAGAUCACAGAGACCCACCAGCGGACUGAAACACACACAGCUGUCACCAUUUAUUCUACUGUCAAUAAAACUCCAGCAGCCAAUCAGAUCCAAGAUCCUCCUCUAUACUCCACCCUUUUCAUCUGACAAGAGCUGCACCAGAUGAGCUCUUAACCCCAGUCCUGAUACAGCAGAUCUAGCAACAUAUGCAGUCAUAAUGAUAUAUGCUAAUGGUUGUGGAAAUGUAUUGAACAGCUACUCUUUAACUUGCUUCAAUCAAUAUUGUAGACUGUGUACCUGGUGUAAGUAAAAGUCUAAAAAUGUUCUGGGUUGUCAGAUUGUUGAAUAUGUCAGUGUCUUAUUACAGCGGUAAGGUUUUUACUUAUAAUGUGCAUGUGGUCAGCAUGCAAAUUAAGUGCUAAAACACAAGGAAGUUAAUCACUAAAAUAAAAUAUGGGUGGGAUUAGUUUGAGGCCACUGUUGUACACGAUUAGCAACUCUUGACUUCCUUUUUUAGAACAAGGCUUGCAUUUUCAACAAACCGUAUUUGAGUGACAACGAAUGUAGAAUCAGCUGAACUUCAAAGUUCUAAAUGAACUAGAGACUUGAAAGAUUGUUGAUGAAAAUGAAGAACUUUCACGUGCUGUGGAUCUGUAUCUUUCUGUCAGCAGGAAUAGGGAUUUUGGCUACAGGUGAAACUGAGAAACAUGGACACAGUGGAGAAACUGUCACAAUCACAUGUUCCCACAGCUUUGCUUCAACCAAUAUAAAGUAUUUCUGCAGAGAUCCAUGUGAAGACAAAGAUAUUUUAGUGAAAUCUGACCAGUCACCUGCAGGAAGAUACAGACUGAAGGAUUCAGGAGAUGGCACCUUCACUGUGAACAUCACUGAUCUACAGGAGUCAGACUCUGGGAUUUACUGGUGUGGGGUGGGAAGAUUUGGUGUAGACACAUAUACCAAAGUCAAACUGACAGUAUCUAAAGACUCAGACACAAACAGAACCACAACUCCUAAACCAGAAGGAAGUUCUCAAUCCUCCACAACAAGAAGUUCAUUCUCCACAUCUUCAUCAUCUGGUGACAUCACAGCCUCAUCUUCAUCAACA